AUGGCUCCACCGGGCCGUGCCUUCAACGGGUCCGGACCAGGCUGGGCCACCGUUUGGCCAUCUAUAGCAGUUGGGGCGUGGAGCUGUUUGGUCCCAACUCCUGGGCCAUGCACGCCGUGCAAUUGGGAGCCGCUUCGGGGUCUCCUGGGGUCGAUGGGCGAUGGCGUUCUGGUCGUGGGCUCCGCUGUGCUGGGAGACCUGGGGCGCGUGGCUGCUGUGGGAGUUGCGGCUCCGCCGACCUCCAUGCUGGAGCUUCAGCAGCACCUGUGCGUUCCACUGCAGACUCCGUUAAUCCCAGGGAGGCCGAAGCGUAGAGUGGCAAAGAUCGAGAGACUAAGCUCUCCGUCGUAUGUAAUCAACUUGAUUAAUGAAAGGAGAAGGCGCCACGGGCUGCAGGCAACUGUUACUUGCGUCCUCUGUGAGUUCCAGGGGACAGCGUCGGCUCCUAGUGUUCUGUUACAACUCAUCAACGAAGAAGCCAGAGAGUGGGCAGUCACAGGUUACAGGCAUUUGCAGUCGCUUCUUCUCCUACGAGUAUUGCUUUGUAGCUUUCUGUUUUGUCGUGCUGCGGCUUGUGUAAUAGCAGCUGGGAGCAGCGCGGCUGGCGUGAGGCGGCGUGACUGGCCUGGAGCCCACGGUGGCGGGCGACACAGGGCUAUCUGGAUCGGCGGCCAGCGCAGGGCUCGCUGGAUCAAAGUACAGCGCCGGCAGCUGGUGCGUGGGGCGCGGCAGCUUGGAACCACGGUGACGGCAUGUGGGGCUCGGCAGCUUGGAACCACGGUGAUGCCAAGUGACGAGGACAUCACUCCUUCAGAUGCACCGACUGAUCCGGAACCCCCAUCCCCAUCACCAAGUCUACGCCAGCCCGCCGCGCAAAGGCCGGUGAUGCUCGCGGUUCGGCUGCUCUUCCCUGACGCUCAGCCGCCAGCAGAUCUGCGAGUCGCUGCUCCUACCCGCCGCGGUUCGGUUUCUCUUCCCUAG
Miscanthus lutarioriparius is the source of this 981-nucleotide messenger RNA. The record is from the annotation of a GenBank genome assembly. Lineage: Eukaryota; Viridiplantae; Streptophyta; Magnoliopsida; Poales; Poaceae.